Pochonia chlamydosporia 170 is the source of this 183-nucleotide messenger RNA. RefSeq lists its product as hypothetical. The record is from RefSeq and is a predicted model, not a curated record. The transcript has a single exon. Lineage: Eukaryota; Fungi; Ascomycota; Sordariomycetes; Hypocreales; Clavicipitaceae. Bases 1 to 183 code for a protein of 60 amino acids.
AUGUUUCAAAAUAGAUUUUGGCCGGAUCUGAACACUGGAAGUGGCCGAGUGGGAGUCAUGAUUGACAUCACCUCCAGGACUCGGACUUGGAACCAAAGCAACUGGAUGGUCUCAAGUCAAAAUCUGAAAACCCGCGAGGGUGAAAUGUUACACUCCAUGUUAAGCAUCAGCUCUGGAGUUUGA